Molecule: messenger RNA, 2531 nt
Organism: Maylandia zebra (zebra mbuna)
Lineage: Eukaryota; Metazoa; Chordata; Actinopteri; Cichliformes; Cichlidae
Source: RefSeq, a predicted model, not a curated record
AUGGCACUCGGCAAGGUGGAGGAGGAGGUGCCCCCCUCCUCCACUCCCUUUACGUUCCACCUGUCUUCUCUUCUCCGUGGCGGGCUGGCGAUCCAGAAAGCAGCCGUCAGUCAUUACAAAUGGCGUGCCGGCCCCCUAAGUCACCGGAUCGGCGGCAGCUGCUCGACCCCCAGAGCUAUUUUCACCCUCAGGAUAAAGUGGUGUUCAGCGAGCCGCCCGCACGGCCGAGCAGCUCCAGUCACGCUGCAGCAGAGCCAGGAUGAAGUCCACCGGCAGCGAGUGCACCGUGCAGCCAGACUGCUUCACCUCAGACCUGGAGGACCUGGACAGCGCCAGCAACAGCUCCGACGGCGGCUGCACGCCGCGCAGGGAGCCGGGCAGGUGUCCAGAGGAGGAGCCCCGAAACGAAGAAGGAGACGGAGGAGGAGCAGCGGAGGAGACUCGCGUCUGCCCGGCGUGAGCAAACAGAGGCAGGCGGCCAACGCGCGGGAGCGGGACAGGACGCACAGCGUGAACACGGCCUUCACGGCGCUCCGCACGCUCAUCCCCACCGAGCCCGCCGACAGGAAACUCUCCAAGAUCGAGACACUGCGCCUGGCCUCCAGCUACAUCUCCCACCUGGCCAACGUGCUGCUGCUGGGGGAGGACUGCCUGGACGGACAGCCCUGCCUGCGCUACCAGAGCAUCCUGCACGGCCCCGCCGCCCUCAACGUACCCUCCCUGCGGCCCAUCUGCACCUUCUGCCUCAGCAACCAGAGGAAGCUGUGUGUUUGUUUUUGCCUCCACAGCUCAGAGAUGGAGCGAAACACUCAGCUGCUGUGUGAAACUUCUUGGCACCAGACAGGCGAGGAGUCCACCACCCCGUGGUGUUGUUUACAUGUAGGACUUUGUACAUAUAUGAAUAUAAAUAUCUUUAUUUUUGGACGAGACGAGAAAACUAAGGACAGAUUUAAACACUGAAAAGCACUUUCUGUUCACGCUCAUGUGCUUCUGGAGCCUCUGUGUUUUGGUUGAACUGUAACCUGAGCCGAUGUGUAAAGUAGCACCUGACGUGGGGCUAUUUUGGUCCCACCAAUAGUACAAACUACCCCUUGGACACCCCACCACCCUAUGUCUGACCUCUUAAAAAAAAACAACUAAACUAGUGGCUGCUGUCAGUUCAGUGUUACCUUGCGCUUUAAAGGGGCAUUAACUGAUGUGUUGCCUAUAGUAGUGAACAGUGGGAACUGCAAAAAUGCUCAUAUACAUGUGGAAAAAAAAACCCUGCAUGUCAAUAUCUCAGGACUUUAAUCCCCCAGAAGUACAACAGUCAGUGAAGAUGUUGAAAUUUACACACUGGAUUACACUGCUGUUUCCUUACUCCACUCUUCUUAUGUCUACCUGGUUAAUUUUUGAGCAUAUUUUUCGUAAAGUGAAAAUGUUGCAAGAAAACCUUAUAAUGAGUUGAUCCCAGCAUGCAAAGCACUCUGGAAAAUCCUUUUGUUCCUUCCCAAAUUCCCAAAUGCCACCAUUUUAACAGAUCACAUGGAGAAAGCCAUGUCUCCUAAAGGAAAAGUGGUCUGUUAUUCAUUUGAUAUUUUACAAUAAUAGACCAGAUUAUCUGAAUAGUAAUGAUCUGAGUAUGAGGAUGUGUAUCCCACCUCUGGUAGCUGGUAUAGAUUCCAGCCGCCCCACAACACUGAAUUGGAUGAGCGUACAAGAAUGUGUUUGUUUCGUCAACAAGCUGCCAUCAGCACCGGUGACUGACUGAUGGUGUUUGACAUCAGUAAUACCAGCUUUGGCCUAGAAGCUUUGUGAUGCCAAGCUUCUUUUUUUUUUUUGGCACUGAAAAGAAUUAUGAAUGUGGACUAAAGUCAGACUCUGCAGUUUGUUUUGCUGCCAUCUUUCCAGGACAAAGUACUUCCUUUGUGGGAUAAAAUAUCCCAUUAAACACAAGAGUGUCGUUUAGUUCUAUGGGAACUUAGUGAAGGAUCGGUUGAGUUAUUUUCAGCGUGCUUUGCAUGAUUUCACAAAAUUGGGAGGUCAAUUCCAGUUAAUCUGGAUACACUUAGAUACUGAAGGACAUUUAGCAUUAAAAUGGUUUCCUGAAAUAAGCAGUGUGUUCUUAAUUUGAAGGUCCAGUUGGAAACUUCCUGGUAACUGUAUGUGCGUCAGAAGUUAUGUUUUUGGCCUGAUUUCAAGAUAAAGUUCUUUGCGUAAAUGUUUACUUUUGCAUUGUUACACGGUUUCCUCAUCACUGUAAAAACACUGUGCGAUAGGCUUCCUUUUGCUCUAAAUUGUAGUGUAUUUAAUCCUUCUCAAUCAGCUGGAUCCAUCAAUUUUUAUUGUUCCAGCACUAAACUAUGACUGGGAGCUGUUGCACACUACCUCAUACCUGUGUUUUGAAAUAUGAAGGCCUACCUCCAAAUCCAAUGAGUAAGAAGUACUUGAAUACCUGACAACUUGUGUUCUUUGCACAUCGCACAUACUGAGAAGCUGCUCGAAGAGAAAAAUGUAUUUUUGUACAAUAAAAAUAAAAACAAUGAUAUCAA